This is a messenger RNA of Camellia sinensis, 1024 nucleotides long. Lineage: Eukaryota; Viridiplantae; Streptophyta; Magnoliopsida; Ericales; Theaceae. The record is from RefSeq and is a predicted model, not a curated record.
AUGGCAGCCUACGCUUCACAAGCCAAGUAUUAUGGCACAUGUAGUUCGCGUAUUAAAAGGGGAGAAAACUCUUCGUAUGCAUUAUGCCAAUUGCAGUACCUAUAAUGCUGAUUUUGAUGGUGAUGAAAUAAAUGUUCAUCUACCUCAAGACGAAAUUUCCCGUGCUGAAGCUUAUAAUAUUGUGAAUGCUAAUCAUCAAUAUAUUGUUCCAACAAGGGGUGAUACUGUCAGAGGUUUGAUCCAGGAUCAUAUUGUAAGUGCUGUGAUUCUCACAAUGAAGGAUACAUUUCUAACGCAUGAUCAGUUCAAUCAGCUCCUCUAUGGUUCUGGUGUGUUUGCUGCUGGGUGUGGUUCAUCUUUUGCCAAACCCUGCCAGAAAAUUUCUACAGUAGAUUCUGAAGCUCUGAUGCAGCCUGUUUUGCCUGCAAUAUGGAAACCAAAGCCACUUUGGACUGGGAAACAGGUCAUUACUGCUCUUCUAAAUCAUUUGACUAGAGAUUACACACCAUUUACUGUUGAAAAAGAUGGGAAGAUUCCGUCGUCUUAUUUUGGCAGUCAGGCUAAUCAGAAGCAUCCUAGCAAAGGUAGCAAAAAGGAAGAAAAUGGUGAACAUAUGUUGUUAAUUUGGAAGAAUGAACUCGUGCAUGGUGUGAUUGACAAGGCUCAGUUUGGCAAGUAUGGGUUGGUUCAUACUGUGCAGGAGCUCUAUGGCUCAAACACAGCAGGCAUUCUGCUUUCUGCUCUCAGUCGCUUGUUUACUGUGUUUUUACAGAUUCAUGGGUUCACAUGUGGGGUCGAUGACCUUAUGAUAUUAGCAGAUCAUGACGAGGAAAGGAAGAAGAAACUUGAUGGUGAAGAUGUUGGUGAAGAAGUUCAUUGUGAUUUCUUUAAGUUCAAGCCUGGUACAAUAGGUAGGUAUGCUUUUCUACAAUAUUGCAUAACAUGGACAUUUUCUUUACUGUACUUGUGGAUGAGGAAAAUGGUUAGAGAAUAUCAAAUUUUUCAGUAGAUCAUUGAUGAAUCU